AUGGGGACAGGGCCACGCAGCCAGUCCCUGCGAGGACCCCGGCCAGCCUACAGCAAGCUCCAGGAGCCCUGGAGGAGGCCCCAGGAGGGCCGGCUCCGCCGAGCACUGAGCCUCAGACAGGGGCGCGAGAAGUCCAAGCCCCAGGGCCUUGACAAAGGAACAGAAGGACUAGACUACCCAAGUCAGGAGCGACUGCCAGGAGGCCUAGGUGACACAGAGGAGCUAAUCCAAGCCCAGCGAGGAGGCAGCCAACGGUGGCUGAAGCAGUACCACCAGGUAAGGAGAAGAUGGGAGAGUUUUGUUUCCAGCUUCCCCAGUGUGACCCUGAGCCGGACAGCCUCCCCAGAACCACCAGUGGACAUCACCAGCUAA
This is a messenger RNA of Orycteropus afer afer, 372 nucleotides long. Lineage: Eukaryota; Metazoa; Chordata; Mammalia; Tubulidentata; Orycteropodidae. The record is from RefSeq and is a predicted model, not a curated record.